UCGUGUUUUUGUCAAAGGCUACACUGACUGCGGAAGGCUUUCCCAGCAAGAUUUGUUGCGACAUCCUUGAAAUUCAUAUUUUGUUAGUAAUUACUUUGAAAAACGAAUUCGCAAUAGCCCACACUAUUGUAGGAAAGCACACGCUACCAUGGAUCACAUUUGGCAUCUUCAACUCUGACUUGGACGCCUGCCAUCAUUGCAUUGGAGUUAGCUAGAUAGCAUUAGCAAGCUAACUAGCUAGGUGAUAUUGCAGCACGUUGAGAUUCUUGAAACUUGAGGCCCUCUUGUCAAGUACAGUACCAUGGCUCCCAAAGACAUCAUGACCAACUCCCAUGCCAAAUCCAUCCUCAAUGCCAUGAACGCACUUCGUAAGAGCAACACACUCUGUGACAUCACUUUGAGAGUGGAGAAUACUGACUUUCCUGUGCACCGCAUUGUCCUGGCAGCCUGCAGUGACUACUUCUGCGCCAUGUUCACCAGCGAGCUGUCAGAGAAAGGGAAAUCCUUCGUAGACAUUCAGGGGUUGACUGCGUCCACCAUGGAGAUCCUGCUGGACUUUGUUUACACAGAGACAGUCCUGGUCACAGUGGAGAAUGUCCAGGAACUGCUUCCUGCUGCCUGUCUGCUGCAGCUCAAAGGAGUGAAAAGAGCAUGUUGUGACUUUCUGGAUAGUCAGCUUGAUCCCACAAACUGCCUGGGCAUUCGGGACUUUGCUGAGACCCACAAUUGCCUUGACCUGAUGCAGGCCGCUGAGCUCUUCUCUCAGAAGCACUUCCCUGAGGUUGUUCAACAUGAGGAGUUUAUGCUGCUCUGCCAGAACGAGGUUGAAAAACUAGUUAAAUGCGAUGAAAUCCAGGUGGACUCAGAGGAGCCUGUAUUCGAGGCAGUGUUGAAUUGGGUUAAACACAAUAGGAAAGAGAGGGAGACGUAUUUAUCGGAGAUGCUGGAGCAUGUGCGGAUGCCUUUGCUUACUCCGCGCUAUAUCACAGACAUUAUCGACUCCGAGCCCCUCAUUCGAUGCAGUCUUCCCUGUCGAGACCUUGUGGAUGAGGCCAAGAAAUUUCACCUUAGACCUGAGCUGAGGAGUGAGAUGCAGGGGCAACGCACCCAAGCCAGAUUAGGUGCCAAGGAGGUCCUGCUUGUUAUUGGAGGAUUCGGCAGUCAACAAUCCCCUAUAGAUAUUGUUGAGAAGUAUGAUCCUAAAACUCAGGAGUGGAGCUUUUUACCUAACAUUGCUCGGAAAAGGCGUUACGUGGCUACCGUGUCCCUCAAUGACCGCGUGUAUGUGAUUGGCGGCUACGAUGGUCGAUCACGGCUUAGCUCGGUGGAGUGCUUGGACUACACGGCCGACGAGGAUGGUAUCUGGUACAACGUCGCCACUAUGAAUGUACGGCGGGGCCUUGCCGGGGCGACAACACUCGGAGAUAUGAUCUAUGUUGCUGGAGGCUUUGAUGGUAGUCGCCGUCACACCAGCAUGGAACGAUAUGACCCCAAUAUUGACCAGUGGAGUAUGCUGGGGGACAUGCAGACAGCCAGGGAAGGGGCUGGCCUGGUGGUGGCUAGUGGACUCAUAUACUGUCUAGGUGGGUACGACGGAUUGAACAUCCUCAAUUCAGUGGAACGGUAUGACCCUCACACAGGACACUGGACUAAUGUUACCCCCAUGGCUACCAAACGCUCAGGGGCCAGUGUAGCCUUGCUCAACGACCACAUCUAUGUGGUGGGAGGCUUUGAUGGAACAGCGCAUCUUGACUCUGUGGAGUUUUACAACAUUAGGACAGACUAUUGGACCACAGUAGCCAGUAUGACCACUCCCCGCUGCUACGUAGGAGCUACUGUCCUCCGGGGACGACUCUACGCCAUAGCUGGACAGAUGAGAAACAAAUGGGGGAGACAGGUGAAGAGGAGAUACAGAGUCAAGGGAGGACACAGGGAUUGAACCCCGGUCUCCGGCUGAGAGUUGUACAUGUGCAUAGAGCCAGGAGUGUUACCAUCCGACCGCGACUCUGUACCCAACUUCAGUAUUGACAGAGAUAUAGAUGCAUUUUGGUUGGGAUUAUUCAUAUAAAUUAUGUAUGACAACUCUUUUAAUUGAUUUAUAUUAUUCUUGCUUAGAUAACAUUGUAAUAUCUGAAUCAUAAAAGCAACCUCCCCUUAUGGUCCAGUCUUCGAUUAUGAGGAUGUGACUGAACACAGCCAUAUGAUGUUGUUCAUUCUCCCCUGUGCUCUUUUGUCCUCUCUCCAGGUAUGAUGGAAACUCCCUUCUGAGCAGUAUCGAGUGUUACGACCCAGUGAUUGACAACUGGGAGGUGGUCACCUCCAUGGCCACACAGCGCUGCGAUGCAGGAGUGUGUGUCCUGCGAGAGAAGUGAGAUUUACCUCAGAAAAGUCGGAUGAAGCGGAAGAGGGCAGGCAGCUAGUCCUGAACCUGAAUUUGAUAUUUAUGUGCCACUACUAUGGAGUGACACAUGGAUCACUCACUUGCAGCCAGUGUGCUAUAUGCCCUCCCCGAAGUCUCUUGAUUGAUUAUUUAUCAGACUUUCUCAUCUGAGUUUGGUUACUUCUAUGGGAAAACCCUUGGCAUUCAAUGGAUAAGGGACAGGGGGUGUAUAACAGAGAUGAGUUAUUUCAGUCUCCUCAUCAACAGUUGUGGCAUCCAAGAAGACAUCCAUCCCAACCCACUCGAUCGCAUGACACUCUUUUAGUGGUUCCCGUUGUUGUGGUUACCUAUGAGGUACAUUUUUGACUCGUCUUUUAAAGUGCAAUAUAUUUCUCUACUUCUGUUAUGAACCAUGGAGCAGAAGAAACACAAGAGACUCCAGUUUGCUGCUGCUAUAUGCCUUAUGCCCCUGUGGCCCACAUUGAACAUAACAACCAUGAUGCCUCAUUAGGACUGUGAUGAUUGUUGUCAUACCAUCAAGUAUGAUGAUUAUUUAGCUUUUGCCAGGUUAUCAAUUAGAAAACCCUUUGUAGAUUUUGUAAUUAUGUAUAAAGUGCUUUUAGAAACAAAUAACUUCUUGAAUAAUUGGUAUUUGCCUGACACAGUCCUUAUUUUCAAUGUAUCAAAGACAUUUUAAAAUGAAUUACAUUUUAGGGAAAGCGGUUCAUAAUCGCACAUGAUUCCUUGCUCUUUUGCUGUUCUGUCAUCUUGUCAAAAUCCCUUUGUCCCCAGCGACAGACUGAAGAACACUGCUAAUAAAGCAAAAGAGCAAAAAGUAUUUUUUUGAUGUGUGUAUGGUGCAUGCAUUUGUCCCCAGUGGAUUUGUUUGGACAAGAAAAAAACUUGACUCCUAUUCUCCAGGGCAAGUACAAAAUACUGACUAGUCUUUGUUGUUACUUGAAAAGUGAAUAAACAUUGUGAU
Molecule: messenger RNA, 3362 nt
Organism: Oncorhynchus mykiss (rainbow trout)
Lineage: Eukaryota; Metazoa; Chordata; Actinopteri; Salmoniformes; Salmonidae
Gene: klhl12
Product: kelch-like family member 12
Biological process (GO): protein monoubiquitination; COPII vesicle coat assembly
Cellular component (GO): COPII-coated ER to Golgi transport vesicle
Molecular function (GO): protein binding
Source: RefSeq, a predicted model, not a curated record